This is a messenger RNA of Pyrus x bretschneideri (Chinese white pear), 2273 nucleotides long. Its product is annotated as trihelix transcription factor GTL2. The transcript has 2 exons. The record is from RefSeq and is a predicted model, not a curated record. The coding region runs from base 77 to 2110 and encodes 677 amino acids. NCBI's taxonomy places the organism in Eukaryota, Viridiplantae, Streptophyta, Magnoliopsida, Rosales, Rosaceae.
GAGAGAGAGAAGAUUCUGGUGUUUUGUAGUCUUAGUUUCUAACAUUUUGCUAUUUUACAGUGAGCAAACAAAAGGAAUGGUAAAGAGGAACACACACACACUCUCACACAAAACACACACAAACAUGUUUGAUGGAGUCCCAGCUGAGCAGUUGCACCAACUCAUAGCAUCCUCAAGAACCUCCCUGCCUCUUCCUCUCCCCCUCCCUCUCUCCUCCUUCCCUUCUGCACCACCAAACAAUAACAUCAAUACCUUCCAUGUCCCUGCUGGUGCUCCUUUUGAUCCCUACAACAAUAACAACGACCCUUCUCAUCUUCAUCAUCAACUCCUGCAAAUUCAACCCCAUCUGCUUCAUCAGAAUCAUCAGCUUCUGCAACUGCACCGCCAAUCCACCGCCACCCCCGAAAAUCUCGAGGAGGAAGAAGAACACUCUAGUACUGUUUCAAUCUCCAUAAACAAUAAUUUGGAGAUUGAAAGAGAUAGAUCUUCAUCAGUACCGGCAUCAUCAAAUGUACCGAUCAGUAGUGAUCCUUGGAGUAAUGAUGAAUUGCUUGCACUUCUCAGGAUCAGAUCUACCAUGGAGAAUUGGUUCCCUGAGUUCACUUGGGAACAUGUCUCAAGGAAGCUAGCAGAGCUUGGUUUCAAAAGGAGUGCGGAGAAAUGCAAAGAGAAAUUUGAAGAAGAAAGCAGAUACUUCAACAACAUUUGCUUCACCAAAAACUACAGGUUUCUCAGUGACCUCGAACAAAUCUGUCAAGGCGGUGGUGAUGCUCAUCAGCGAAGCCCUGAUGAUUAUGAUCACCGGAACCCUGACGAUCAUCAGGAAGCUCCUGGGGAUAAAAAUAAUAAGAAGGAAAUGGUAGAAAAGCCGAGUGACGAGGGAGAUCAUCCAGACUCAACAAGAAAUGAAACAUUGGUUGAGGAUAAUAUCGGUGUGAUCAGCAAUGAGCCGCUCAACCUCCAGGAGCACAAUAAGAAAGAGGUAGUAGUGGAAACUAGACCAACGAACAAUAAUAAUAAGAGAAAAAGGCAAAGGAGAUUUGAAAUGCUCAAGGGUUUCUGUGAGGACAUUGUGAACAGGAUGAUGGCUCAGCAGGAAGAGAUGCACAACGAGCUUCUUGAAGAAAUGGUGAAGAGAAACGAAGAGAAGAUUGCGAGGGAAGAAGCUUGGAAGAAGCAAGAGACGGAUAGGAUGAACAAGGAGCUCGAGCUUAUGGCGCGUGAACAAGCAGUUGCUGGUGAUCGACAAGCUACGAUCAUUAAGUUCUUGAAGAAGUUCACAUCGUCGUCAAGUAAUUCUAGUACUUCUACUUCGUCUUCCCCGAUUCAAGUACAAAACCCUACUCUUCCUACGUGUCGUGAUGUUAGUGGCCGUAAAGAACUUGAUCGUCAUCAAGAAAAGGAAAAUAACCCAACCACGCCUAGUUCUUUAACUGAAAGUACUCUUGCACCCCAAAGCCCAACUUCAAGUACUCUUGCUCCGACUCCGCUACCUGUUCCGACGGUGACAAUUUCUUUGAGUACGACUACUAAUACUACUGUUACCCUAGCUCCUCCUGAAAACCCUAGUUCUGAGGAUGUCAUCAUAAAUGCUCAAAACCCUAGUUCCAUUAGUCAUGACAAACAAGACCUCGGAAAGAGAUGGCCGAGAGAUGAAGUGCUGGCUCUGAUAAACUUGAGGUGCAGCCUCUUCAACAAUGGUGGUAGCGGCGGCGAUCAGGACAAGGACGGAGGAGUGGUGAUGAAAGCUCCUCUUUGGGAGCGAAUCUCACAAGGGAUGUUCGAGAUCGGUUACAAGAGGAGUUCCAAGAGGUGCAAAGAGAAAUGGGAGAACAUUAACAAGUACUUUAGAAAAACAAAAGAUGUUAACAAGAAGAGGUCACUUGACUCUAGGACUUGCCCUUAUUUUCAUCAGUUAAGCACUUUGUACAAUCAAGGAAUGCUCGUGUCGCCAUCCGAUCAAGCACCGGAAAACCGCCCUGCUUCGCCGGAAAACCAUUCUCUGGGUGAUGGUGAUUCAACUAAACAUGAUGAAGGUGAGAAAAACAACAAUAUGGUAAAGCAAGCACCAACACCAACACCAACACCAGCUUUUGAUUUCGAAUUCUGAGUAAUUUAAUUUGCAUAUUUGUGGUGCAUUUCAAAUUUUCUAUGAUAAUAUGUGAUACCUUUUUUUCUUCUUGUCUUGGUAAACAUGUGGUAUCUAGAUGGUACUCCCGGCAGUCGACAUGAAUUUUAUUAAUUUCCGAUAUAUAUUUAUUUUUAUUUUAUGA